Messenger RNA from Poecilia latipinna (sailfin molly), 2588 nucleotides. It is a transcript of the gene wnt6b, whose product is annotated as wingless-type MMTV integration site family, member 6b. Gene Ontology annotation, cellular component: extracellular region. NCBI's taxonomy places the organism in Eukaryota, Metazoa, Chordata, Actinopteri, Cyprinodontiformes, Poeciliidae. The record is from RefSeq and is a predicted model, not a curated record. Bases 730 to 1797 code for a protein of 355 amino acids. The transcript is spliced from 4 exons. Gene Ontology annotation, biological process: multicellular organism development; cell fate commitment; neuron differentiation. Gene Ontology annotation, molecular function: cytokine activity; frizzled binding.
AGGAUUUCGCCUCGCCCGGAGCGACGUCACACCAAGGUGGAAGAAGACUCAUUUUUCCAGCCUGUGUUCAUCCAAAAAAAAAAAAAAAAAAAAAAAAAAAAAAAACACGCUGACAGGCUGAGCGGGAGGAGAGUCGCCUCUACCUGCAGCCGGUGGGCGCCGCCAAUUAUUCACCAACUUUUUCAUCAGCGCGUCAGCUCAGAGCGCGGAGAGAGCGCUCCGCAUCUGACUGCGCAGGGGCAUUUUCAUACCUUCAUCUGCGCUUCUUUACUUCUCCUGCCCGCACAACAGUUUAGCUGUGACAGAACCCCCGAAAGAGAAGCGAGACUCUGCAGCUUAGUGUUGGAUAUUUUCCCCGGCGCAGUAAGUCCUGAGUGUGUUCCUCAUUAGACCACCUUGAAACCAUGUAAGUGCGCUGCGACAGACACAGCACAGCGAUAAUGAAGAGGUUAACCACACCUUUGAGAGCGGACAUCACUUCUCUAGCCACUUGACCGACUUUGUUGCGCAUUAAGAUGCGCCCGGCUGAAGAGGAGGUGGACUUUUGCGCACUCCUUGGCGGACACUUCCCAGAGAGCGUUGACUGAUCCGCGCCGUCAGAGAAAAAAACAAUUGGACCUCCUAUGAUUUUAAGAAACAAUCCCACUCGGUGUUGGCUGAGGUCGUUACGUUGAAGUUUGCUGAAGGGGGAGAAAAAAAAAAUCUCCGUGUGGAAUUGCAGAGAUCAACAUGACGGCUCGUCUCUCUCGGAUCCAGCUGGCCCUGUUCUUUAUUUUGCUCUGUCCGGUCAACAUCAUCGGACUGUGGUGGGCAGUGGGAAGCCCCUUGGUCAUGGACCCCAACAGCAUAUGCAGGAAGGCGAAGCGCCUGGCAGGGAAGCAGGCCGAGUUGUGCCAGACUCAACCAGAAAUCGUCAGCGAGGUGGCCAAAGGAGCGAGGCUGGGCGUCAGAGAGUGCCAGUACCAGUUCAGGUACCGCAGGUGGAAUUGCACAAGCCACAACAAAUACUUUGGCAAAGUACUACAGCAAGAUAUCCGGGAGACAGCAUUCGUCUAUGCCAUCACAGCGGCAGGGGUGACACACGCGGUGACCCAAGCCUGCAGCAUGGGAGAACUCCUUCAAUGUGGAUGUGAAGCGACCAGAAACAAAGCUCCUCCAAGGCCGCCUUCAUCUUCCUCAUCUGGGGACGGGGUUAAAUGGGAGUGGGGCGGUUGCGGCGAUGAUGUCGAGUUUGGUUAUGAAAUGUCCAAAAAGUUUAUGGAUGCCAAGAGGAGGAGAGGGAAAAGUGAUAUCAGGACACUCAUUAACCUUCACAACAACGAGGCUGGGAGGCUGGCCGUGAAACUCCACAUGCGGACUGAAUGCAAGUGCCACGGACUGUCAGGCUCAUGCACCUUGCGCACGUGCUGGAAAAAGAUGCCUCAUUUCCGUGAAGUGGGCGACCGCCUGCUGGAGCGCUUCAACGGUGCUUCCAAGGUGAUGGGCGGCAACGAUGGGAAGACCCUGAUACCCGUCGGCCAGAACAUAAAGCCGCCGGACAAGCAGGAUCUGAUAUACUCUGACGAGUCUCCAGACUUUUGCCUUGCAAAUCGGAAAACGGGCUCGCUGGGAACAAGGGGGCGCAUGUGCAACAGCACGGCCAUGGACAUCAGCGGCUGUGACUUGCUGUGCUGCGAGCGAGGCUACAGGGAGGAGACAGUGGUGUUUGAGGAGAACUGCCUGUGCCGCUUCCAUUGGUGUUGCGUUGUCCAGUGUAAAAAGUGCAUGGUGCGAAAAGAGCUUAGUCUGUGUCACUGAUGAACUGAGGUAAAGAGUAUUCGUAUAUUUUAAUUAUAACCACUUCUGUUACUUUUUAGGUUCUUGCUUUUGUAUUGUUGAUAUGAAAGAAGGAAAAGAUGCAGACUUCUAUGGUUAUCCAUUUUAUAUAUAUUUUUUUACAGUCAAAUAACACACAUGACACCUUUGAUUUGACAUUUAAAACAUUGUUGUUGGAGUUCUAUGAGUUUUGAACAAAUUGAAAACUUUUCAAACUACCUACUAUCUUUUUUUGGGGGAGGUGAGGGGGAGUUCCAAUUAUUUUUUGUCUGUGGACCAAAGAAUGUUCUCUUCCAUUAAAUAAAAAGUAGAAUACAUGGAGGGUCUAUUAUUGAAUAGCUAGGUUUGUUUAAUGACUGGUUCACAUGGUGAGAUUUUCAAAUCUCAGAGACUCCUCUUAGGUAACAACAGGUUUGGACCUACAUUGUGUGGCGACACACAGACUUCACUCACAAACAUUCAGAUGUCAGAUGGAAAAUCCGUCAAAACGUGAAACAUGGCUGACUGGGAAGAACCAAUGGCAGUAGUUUAUGGAUUACAUUUAACAGAGAACAAAAACAAAAAAAACAAUGGAACAGGACAUGUCCAACUUCCGCCUGUCUUGCUGGUGUACUGUGGCAGCUUCGUCUUCUGCAUUCUGAAUUCUCCUCCGUGUUUCUGUCAGCUUGCGUUCUGAUUGGCUACAUGUCACAUUCAACAGGCUGUUUAUCCAGGGGGAACUCCCUACAUCACAAGUUAGAAUACUGGGCCAAGACAACCCAACAUGUUGAACA